Salvia miltiorrhiza (redroot sage) is the source of this 669-nucleotide messenger RNA. RefSeq lists its product as uncharacterized. The record is from RefSeq and is a predicted model, not a curated record. The transcript has a single exon. NCBI's taxonomy places the organism in Eukaryota, Viridiplantae, Streptophyta, Magnoliopsida, Lamiales, Lamiaceae. Gene Ontology annotation, molecular function: nucleic acid binding; RNA-DNA hybrid ribonuclease activity. The coding region runs from base 1 to 669 and encodes 222 amino acids.
AUGGGUUGGAAAGAGUUUUUGGGGUGGUUUGAGCAGGAGAGCAUCUUGUGUGUCCCGGACAUUCAUAGCUUGUUGGUGGCUGCUUGGAACAGGGACUUUAGGAAACAUGUGGCUUCAUUUUGCAAAGCAUGGGUUCUUACUUUGCUUUGGUGCCUUUGGACGCAAAUGAGUAAUUGUAUCUUUGAUGAGAAAAGCUUUGCUCAUAAACGUAUUAUUCACGCCAUAAGGGUUGCUUUCCUCGACAUGGAGCAAAACUUUCGGAAGCUGGGCUGCAUGAAGAAUAUUUGUAUCGAUCUUUUAGUGCUUAAAAAGAUUGGGGUUAAGCCUCGGGCCUCGCCUCCCCCCAGUUUUCUUAAUGUCCAUUGGUGGCCUCCACCAAUUCAAUGGAUCAAGGUUAACACCGACGGCUCGGCGUUAGGCGCCACUAGGAAAAUUGCGGCCGGUGGUGGGGUCUUUCGGGACAACUUCAGUUGGGUUCGUGGUUGCUUCCAUAUUAAAGGUGGAAUUGGCUUUGCUUUUGAGGCGGAGCUCCUGACUGUUAUUACGGCGGUUCAAAUCGCAUACUCUCGGAACUGGCGGCAUUUAUGGAUUGAAUCCGACUCCACUUAUAUUGUGAAUCUUAUGCAAUCUAGGUCUCUCGACGUUCUGUGGCGUUUUGUGGCUAGUUAG